GCGGAACCUUUAAUCGUUUACGUCACAGAGCAGGCGGAGUGGAAUAAUAGUUACACGCCGACCAAAUGUGAAAAUUGAAGGUUACCAAUAGUGUGACCUGAGCGAGUCAACCAGGAUGGCCUCCUGCCGCGUUCCACUGGUUUUGUUAGCCUGCGGCUCUUUUAAUCCAAUCACCAAUCAGCACAUGCGGCUAUUUGAGCUGGCCAGGGACCACAUGCACAGCACAGGCCGGUACGAGGUGGUGGGGGGCAUUGUGUCUCCAGUGAGUGACGGAUAUGGAAAGCAAGGUCUGGUCCCUGCGAAGCAUCGAAUUUCUAUGGCUAAACUGGCCCUUCAGAGCUCUAACUGGGUCACAGUUGAUGAAUGGGAGAGCCAGCAGCCAGACUGGACGGAGACAGUGGUCACUAUGAGGUAUCAUUAUGGGCGGAUUCUGAAAGAAUAUGAGCAAAGCGCAGAAAGGCACAGCGACGCCAGUGGGAACUUUGCUUCUCCAUCAAGUCCGUUCCCCCAGCUGAAGCUGCUGUGUGGAGCUGAUUUCCUUUCCAGCUUCAAGAUCCCGGGCCUGUGGCUGGAGGACCACGUGGAGGAGUUGGUCGAACGCUUUGGCCUCGUUUGCGUCAGCAGAGGGAGUCUGCAGCCUGAGCGGGCGGUACACGAGUCGGACACGCUCUUCCGCCACAGGCGGAACGUUUUCCUGGUGAGGGAGUGGGUGAGGAACGAGACGAGCGCCACAGAGAUCCGUCGGGCACUGAGACGGGAUCGGAGCGUGAAAUACCUGAUCCCAGACUCUGUGAUGGAGUACAUUCGCCAGCACAAGCUCUACACAGAGGACAGCGAGAGGAGAAACGAGGGCACGGCGCUCAGGCCGCUUAUCAAACAGGCACAUCAGCCGAUAAAAAGUCUGGACGACUGAUAAAGCAAAUUAAGCUCCCAUCCAUCAGCCCUUCGUGGAGGACUCGUUGACUUUAAUGUGAGGCAGGUUUGCACAACGUGAAACGGUCUGCAAAAGAGCACAUUUAGACUGGAUCGAUCCUGCAGAAGCAUCGCUCCAGUGUCUUUUAAUGCGUGCAAACAAAUAAUAUGUUAUAAUAACAGGGACUUACAUUUAUGGUCACUUUAUUUUUAUAAGGUUUUGCUGUCUUUCCCAUCUUAUUUCUUCCUCAUAUUAUGCCAUAAAAUGGAAUAAAAUCUUUGCAUUUGAAGCAUU
Xiphophorus hellerii (green swordtail) is the source of this 1207-nucleotide messenger RNA. RefSeq names its product nicotinamide nucleotide adenylyltransferase 3 (gene nmnat3). Gene Ontology annotation, biological process: NAD+ biosynthetic process. The record is from RefSeq and is a predicted model, not a curated record. The coding region runs from base 116 to 913 and encodes 265 amino acids. The transcript has 5 exons. Gene Ontology annotation, molecular function: nicotinate-nucleotide adenylyltransferase activity; nicotinamide-nucleotide adenylyltransferase activity. Lineage: Eukaryota; Metazoa; Chordata; Actinopteri; Cyprinodontiformes; Poeciliidae. Gene Ontology annotation, cellular component: mitochondrion.